This is a messenger RNA of Fraxinus pennsylvanica, 771 nucleotides long. The record is from the annotation of a GenBank genome assembly. NCBI's taxonomy places the organism in Eukaryota, Viridiplantae, Streptophyta, Magnoliopsida, Lamiales, Oleaceae.
AUGAGGCCCUGUAUGGUUGACUCUAAUGGAAUGAAGAAAGGUGCCUGGAGUGAAGAAGAAGAUAACAAAUUAAGAGCCUAUAUUCAGAGAUAUGGUGUCUGGAAUUGGCGACAGAUGCCUAAAUAUGCAGGUAAGAACUGCACUCCAUCCUCCUUUCCCAGAAAACUGAUCUAUUGCAGACUACGGUGGGUGAAUUACCUCAAGCCUGGAGUGAAAAGGGGAAACUACAGCAAAGAGGAAGAAGAUCUUAUCAUCCAACUUCACGCCAAACUUGGAAACAGGUGGUCAGCCAUAGCAUCUAAGGUUCCAGGAAGAACAGACAACGAAAUAAAAAACUAUUGGCAUUCGCAUAUAAAGAAGAGGAACAAAAGAAAUGCAGCUGAAACCGGGAUGAUCACAAAGGAGUCCCGUAAAACUUCCUCAACGUCUGAAGUAUCACAGAAAGAAGAACAACCUUAUCAAAUCAGCCCACUCCCGAUGAUUCAAAAGGAAUCCACAUCAAAGGACGUUGUUAAGGCCGAUUCUUCAUGUCUUCGAGAAUUGGAAAAUUCGGUGUCAUCCCUCAAUAAUGCUAAUAGUGUAGCACAUGAUACCACUUGUUGGGAUUCAGUCGUGGAAGGAAAUUUCUGGACUCAACCAUGUCAAAUUAAUUAUUUUGAGUCAUCACUGGAAUUGGAAUAUGAUGAAUUAUCAAUGUUGAAUCCUUAUAUGCUGAGCCCUCCCCACUGGCCUGAAGAAGAUAGUCUCCUCAUCAGAUGCGGUGCAUUAUGA